AUGGACAUGCAGCCGCAGCAUACGUAUUUCUGCGAACAAAAUGUGAUGCCUUCUGAUGGCUUUUACGAAUUUGUCGAGGAGGAAGGCGAUCGAAGAGCUGCUAACGUUCGUGAGAGAAAGAGGAUGUGCAGCAUCAAUGUGGCUUUCAUCGAGCUUCGCAAUUACAUCCCAACAUUCCCAUUCGAGAAGCGCUUGUCAAAGAUUGACACCUUGAAUUUAGCGAUUGCCUAUAUAAAUAUGCUGGAAGAUGUGCUGAGGUCACCAAUGGACCCUCACAGAUACAUUCGUCGAUGUGUUGCUAUGUCAAGAAACAGUCAUCCAAAUGCGCCAUCUUGGAGUACGAGUGAUCUCAUUGCUCGGCUAAGUUGGAUCAAAUGGCGACGUCUUGGGAUCGAACCGAUCGAAUAA
Molecule: messenger RNA, 408 nt
Organism: Cylicocyclus nassatus
Lineage: Eukaryota; Metazoa; Nematoda; Chromadorea; Rhabditida; Strongylidae
Source: the annotation of a GenBank genome assembly